AAGUCAAUCGGUCAGGUGGCAUCUCCACAGAACAUGGAUGGAUAUGUGACUUUUCGGCUCGUGAGCCUUUUUCAGCUUCAUCAAGUUAUUUGUUUUCAGUGAAUAUCUGGCUUUCUUGCAGGAAACAGCCACCCGAUGGACGGGGAUGAAAGCAAAAGAACUCGAACGGCCUACAGCAGGGGUCAGCUGUUGGAACUGGAAAAAGAGUUCCACUUCAGCAAGUACAUCUCCAGGCCCCGGCGGGUGGAACUCGCCGCGUUGUUGAAUCUCACCGAGAGGCACGUCAAAAUCUGGUUCCAAAACAGGAGGAUGAAAUGGAAGAAGGAAGAAGCGAAAGGGCAAGUCAAGACCAUUACAAGCAAAGCAAAACGCACGCUAUGCGAAAACUAUGCGGGAGAGGAGUUUGAAGGGAGUUACUCCGAAAACUCAUUCAAUAAGACAAAUAAUGAUUUUUCAGUUACUGCGAUGAAUAGCGAAGUUGGACAUCUACUAUUAGCACAGGAAUUACAUUUUUAACAUAUCCUCCUAAAAAUAUAUUGAUUAUUGUUAUUCUUGCUGGUAAAUGUUGUACAAUUUUAUCAGUUAUUCAA
Molecule: messenger RNA, 590 nt
Organism: Amblyraja radiata (thorny skate)
Lineage: Eukaryota; Metazoa; Chordata; Chondrichthyes; Rajiformes; Rajidae
Product: pancreas/duodenum homeobox protein 1-like
Exons: 1
Coding region: 136-516 (126 amino acids)
Biological process (GO): regulation of transcription by RNA polymerase II
Cellular component (GO): nucleus
Molecular function (GO): RNA polymerase II cis-regulatory region sequence-specific DNA binding; DNA-binding transcription factor activity, RNA polymerase II-specific
Source: RefSeq, a predicted model, not a curated record